This is a messenger RNA of Magnusiomyces paraingens, 960 nucleotides long. RefSeq lists its product as uncharacterized. The coding region runs from base 1 to 960 and encodes 319 amino acids. The record is from RefSeq and is a predicted model, not a curated record. The transcript has a single exon. Lineage: Eukaryota; Fungi; Ascomycota; Dipodascomycetes; Dipodascales; Dipodascaceae.
AUGCAGUUCUUUUCCGGCUCAUCAAAGACCCCGGGCUCCGGCGCUUCACAAUCCGCCACCACUGCUGCUGCUGCCACUGCUGCACAACCCACCUUGCAGCCCUCGGCUGCUGCUUCUGCUGCUCCUUCUUCUAUUCAACAACAACAACAACAACAACAGCAUCCUACAUCAUCUUCAUCAACAUCUCAUCCUUCUUUCUUCUCAUCUACCUUUGGUGGCUUCUUUAACCCUCGCAGCCCUAGUACUGACUCUACCCACAGUAACAUUCAAUCUGAUUUAAAUAAUACCCCCUAUAAUCAACCAGCAUCUUAUACAGGAACAUCAGCUUCCACAGCUUCGCGGCGUGCACGCUCACUCUCGCGGCCCCGCUACUCAAAUAUUGCACCCCCAAUCACUGCCGAUGAAGCCAUGAACCUAUCACGCGCCAUUUCUCGCGUGGAUUCCUCUACUACUGAUCGCACACACAGCCCUGCCACGUCAGAAAAUGAGUAUCGUGCAUCAUCAGUUUCUAGACCAGGAUCUACUGCAGGCGUUAAUGGGCCUUCAAGUUACGCAAGCAAUAACCCUCACCAUAAUUAUGGUCGUUAUGAUGGAGGCACUCUUUCGCGGGUCGUGUCUGCAGAGCCGGACUUUGCUGCACCUACCCACCAAGAUGUGAGCCAUUUGGCUGCUGGCAUUCCUGCCUUCCCCUCCUAUUCUUCUAUACAACAACAAAGCAGCACAGCAUCAAACAUACCCAAUGAUGCUUCAAACAGCAUAUCGUCUUCGGGCCUUGCACAGCGUCUGGAGCAAUUACAAACUAGUGGUGGUGGCUUUGCUGGCUCUGAUAAGAGUGCAGCAACACCAAUGUCUCCCACCACUCCUUAUCGACCUCACCACCGCCUGCGGCGGAACUCUGGGUCGGGUGCGCGAUACCAAGGCAUUGGUUUGGUUGCUGCCUACGAUCAAACCACGCUUUAA